Molecule: messenger RNA, 1332 nt
Organism: Fonsecaea multimorphosa CBS 102226
Lineage: Eukaryota; Fungi; Ascomycota; Eurotiomycetes; Chaetothyriales; Herpotrichiellaceae
Exons: 2
Coding region: 1-1332 (443 amino acids)
Biological process (GO): fatty acid beta-oxidation
Molecular function (GO): acetyl-CoA C-acetyltransferase activity
Source: RefSeq, a predicted model, not a curated record
AUGCCUUCCCUCACCUCUUCCGCUGCUCGCGUGGCGUCUCGCGCCUCUUCCACCACCAGCGCAGGCGCCCGUCUGUCCCAGAUGCGCAGCCACAUGAGUACCAAUGCUACCUCCCCCAUGGCUCGCAAUAAAGAGAUCGGCGAAGCAUACAUUCUCUCUGCCUCGCGCACGCCGACAGCCAAAUUCAACGGUGGCUUCAUCAGCAUGUCCGCCCCGCAACUCGGUGCCGUGGCCAUCAAGUCUGCCAUUGAGAAGUCGAAAGUUCCAAUUUCCAAGAUCACAGAUGUAUAUAUGGGCAACGUACUUGCAGCGGGUAUGGGUCAAGCACCAGCCAGGCAGGCCUCCAUGUUCGCCGGCUUGCCACCAACGGUUGAGGCCGUAACAAUCAAUAAGGUCUGCGCUUCCGGGAUGAAAGCAGUGGUUAUUGCUGCGCAAAAUAUCCAACUCGGUUUGGCGGAGGCGCAAGUGGCAGGCGGUAUGGAAAAUAUGUCUCGGGUGCCCUACUAUCUGCCCAGAGCAGCGCAGAAUCCACCAUUCGGACACAUGCAACUGAAGGACGGGCUGAUUGAAGACGGCCUCUGGGAUGUGUAUAACCAAUUUCACAUGGGUAACUGCGCUGAGAACACGGCUAAGAAGUUCAAUAUCACCCGAGAAAUGCAGGACGAAUAUGCCAUCAGAAGCUUUGAAAGGGCACAAAAGGCUUGGGCAGAAGGCAAGUUCAAAGAUGAGAUCGUCCCCGUCACCGUCAAAGGGAAGAAGGGUGACACCGUCAUCUCUGAAGAUGAAGGCUACAACAACCUCAAGAAGGACAAGGUCGCCACCUUGAAGCCCGCGUUUGUAAAGGACCCGAAACAAGGAACAGUAACAGCUGCAAACUCGUCAACAUUCAAUGACGGUGCGAGCGCGUUGGUGCUGGGCAAUAAGGACAUUGCUCGGGAAUAUGGCCAGGGAAGCCGUGUGCUUGCGCGCAUUGUCAGUUCCGCCGAUGCCGCCAUCGACCCCGUGGACUUUCCCAUCGCGCCCGCCAAGGCUGUACCCAUAGCGCUGGAAAGGGCCGGUCUUACCAAGGACGACAUUGCAAUCUGGGAAUUCAAUGAGGCAUUUGCGGCAGUCAUCAAAGCAAACGAACAGAUCCUGGGUCUGGAGAAUGCAAAGGUGAAUAUGCUGGGUGGUGCCAUCUCGCUCGGUCACGCGCUCGGUAGUUCGGGCUCGCGCAUUUUGACCACCUUGCUGCAUCAGCUGCAGCCGGGCGAGUAUGGAUGUGCCGCCAUCUGCAACGGUGGUGGUGCAGCAACCGCCAUCGUUGUGCAACGGAUCGAGAACGUCGACUAA